Molecule: messenger RNA, 690 nt
Organism: Aureobasidium uvarum
Lineage: Eukaryota; Fungi; Ascomycota; Dothideomycetes; Dothideales; Saccotheciaceae
Source: the annotation of a GenBank genome assembly
AUGGUUGACUGGGUUGGUCUCCUGAUCCCCCUGGCAUACCUGUCCAUCCUCAUAGGUUCUCUCGCCACAUUCAGCUCCCUAUACCGCCGUCGCAAGGCCCAAAAGGCCGCCAACCUUGCACCAUGGUUCCCUCCCCACCUGCAACGCAACAUCUACCUGUCGCUCCUACACAUGGACCCUCAGGAUCCCUCGUCUACUCCCGAAGGCUCCGAAAAGUCAUUGAGCCAGAUCCCUGACAGCAUCAUUCGUGCUGCUCUGUUGCGCCGCGCCGUCGAAGACAUCCACCGCAUCAUUCAAAUCCGUAACGCAAAGCCCGCCCUCCAGUCACUAUUACAAAGAGGAAGUGUCGGAGACGAGCUAUGGCAGCGUUUCCAGAGGGCCGAGCAAGAGAUCGAGGAAGAAGUCAAGGAUGUCGUAUCUGAGAUCGCCAACAACCAACUAGCCAAGCAGCGCAUGGAGGACAUUCAGUCCAAGCUGCCCGAGGAGAAGGCGUGGUGGGACAAGAGAAAGCAAGGAAUCCAGUCUCAAUUCAUGAAGGAGCUCGACGAUGAAGCUGCUGGCAGCAGAAAGGGCUCGGUCACUUCGGCUGCAAACAGUAGAAAGGGCUCUGUGACUUCCAUCGCUGGUCAAACCGAAGAUGCCGUCUUGGUCGAGACACCAGGCAGCGCGAAAAAGAAGAGCAAGAAGUAA